CACACAGCCGUGUCCUCCGGACUCUCGGGGUCUCCCGACGUCGACUCGUCCUCGGUUUCCCUCCAUGCCCUCAAGGCCUCAAUCUAUCCUCGGGCUGUCCGCUGUCCCCUUCCCGCGUCGAAACCCUAGCUCGUCACCUCGCCGCCGUGCUGUCCGCUGUCCUAGUCCGCGGCUCCGCGCCCCAUCUCUCUUGCCGUCGCAUCUGAUGUUCUUCUCCCGCAACGCAUUCCGCGACCUGGACCCCAUCGACUCGCCGGCCUCCAUGGCGUCCUCGAAGAAGGUUGCGACCCGUGACGAGUGGGAGCGGAAGCUUCGCGACGUCAAGAUACGCAAGGAGGACAUGAACCGCCUCGUCAUGAACUUCCUCGUCACUGAGGGCUUCGUCGACGCCGCCGACAAGUUCCGCAUCGAGUCCGGCACCCAGCCGGAGAUUGACCUAGCGAUCAUCGCGGAUCGAAUGGAGGUUAAGAGAGCAGUACAGUCGGGUAAUGUUCAGGAAGCGAUCGAGAAGAUCAACGAUCUUAACCCCACGAUUCUGGACAUGAAUCCCCAACUAUACUUUCAUCUCCAGCAACAGAAACUAAUAGAGUUGAUUCGCGAGGGAAAAACAAAUGAAGCUUUGGAGUUCGCUCAAGAAGAACUUGCACCGAGAGGCGAAGAAAAUCAAACAUUUCUCGAGGAGAUAGAAAAAACUGUAGCGCUACUGAUUUUUAAAGGUGUAAAAAAUUGCCCUUACAGAGAACUAUUGGAUGUUUCUCAACGUUUGAAGACUGCAAGUGAAGUUAAUGCUGCUAUUCUUGCAAGCCAAAGUCAUGGGAAAGAUUCGAAGCUUCCAAGCUUGUUAAAGAUGUUGAAAUGGACACAAAAUCAUCUGGACGAAAGGGCGGCAUAUCCUGCAAUCAAUGACUUCACCACUGCUGUAGUGGAAGAUCCAUCAAUAUGAAUCUGCUGCAAAAAGGUUGAUGAUAACUGAGGGUAGGCACCAAGCCUGCCUGGUGGCUGCAUGUGGUUUGCCCCGGAUCUGUCAAUAGAUCAUCAUCUGCAGCGAUUGAGUUCACCCCUUUCACCAGUGUUGAAGCAAUUAAGCUCAAUGCAAGGAGUUGACCUGAAACGUCACCUGUGUUCUACUACCUGUACAUGAUGUAGAAAGACAUGUUUGAACCCCUUUUCAGCCAGUGAAAAUAUUGGAUUUGAUUUUUCAUGGAUA
Molecule: messenger RNA, 1207 nt
Organism: Zea mays
Lineage: Eukaryota; Viridiplantae; Streptophyta; Magnoliopsida; Poales; Poaceae
Product: protein GID8 homolog
Exons: 5
Coding region: 65-943 (292 amino acids)
Molecular function (GO): protein binding
Source: RefSeq, a predicted model, not a curated record